This is a messenger RNA of Danio aesculapii, 5739 nucleotides long. It is a transcript of the gene chst8, whose product is annotated as carbohydrate (N-acetylgalactosamine 4-0) sulfotransferase 8. The record is from RefSeq and is a predicted model, not a curated record. Gene Ontology annotation, molecular function: sulfotransferase activity. The transcript has 2 exons. Gene Ontology annotation, cellular component: membrane. NCBI's taxonomy places the organism in Eukaryota, Metazoa, Chordata, Actinopteri, Cypriniformes, Danionidae. The coding region runs from base 57 to 1238 and encodes 393 amino acids. Gene Ontology annotation, biological process: carbohydrate biosynthetic process; proteoglycan biosynthetic process.
AGGUCAAACAAACUUUUGACUGUCAUGGCUGUGAGAACGGGUUUAUAUUUGUUUUGAUGUUUACUUUUUUAAUUUUGACAAAAUGGACAAUAAAUGGAUUGGAAUAUCCAACUUUAUUUGCAAAGGAGCAGUGCGCUCAGUUCAGUGAGAUCCUGGGCAGCGUUUCCGCUCGACUCCAUCAGCAGCGGCGAGAAGAGGGCGAUGUGGAGCCGAUCUCGCCAAUGCAGUUGCCAAACUCCCAGAAAAAACAGCUGUCAGCCACGCCGGGAUCCCGAGAACAAGACUCUCAACAAGUCACCAAACGCCACCGAAAACUCUUAAAAACCAGCGCCAUACUGCGGCCGCACACAAACACUUCAUCAUCAUCAUCAUCGGCAUUAUUAUUAUCAUCAGAGAAGAACACACGGCGGCUGUCAGACGUUCAGGAGGCCCGCAAACGAAAUGUACGCGAAGUCUGCGGGAAAUACCGCAGCAAUAUUUCCCGAACGAUAACGCCACAUCAUGUAUCGCGCAUUUAUGUUGAGGACAGGCAUAAGCUUCUGUAUUGCGAAGUCCCGAAAGCGGGAUGCUCCAACUGGAAGCGGGUCCUGAUGGUGCUCGCUGGAGUCGCCAACUCAACGCAGGACAUCAAUCACGUCGCUGUACAUUACGAUAAUCAUCUGAAACGGCUGGAUAGCUUUGAUCGGCAGGGUAUAACGAAGCGUUUGGAAACGUAUACUAAAGUCCUAUUCGUCCGCGAGCCUAUGGAGCGACUAGUGUCUGCGUUUCGGGAUAAAUUCGAAAGUCCUAACUCCUACUACCAUCCUGUUUUCGGAAAACCAAUCAUAUCAAAAUACAGAGUGAAUGCAUCGCAGACGGCACUGAAAACAGGAAGCGGUGUCACUUUUCGAGAGUUUAUUCACUAUCUGUUGGACGUCCACCGGCCUGUUGGAAUGGACAUCCAUUGGGAAGCUACCAAUCAGCUUUGUAGCCCUUGUCACCUCCGCUAUGACUUCAUUGGGAAAGUCGAAACGUUAGAAGAAGACGCCAAUUUUCUUUUGCGAAAAAUCAAGGCGCCGGAGAACCUGAUGUAUCCAUCGUUUAAGGACGGGAACCCAAAAGCGGCCAGAACUUCCACGCAGAUCACGCAGCAUUAUUUCUCGCAGCUGAACGCGUCCGAGCGCCAGCGGGCGUAUGACUUCUACUAUAUGGAUUAUUUGAUGUUUAAUUACUCCAAACCCUAUAAAGACCUGUAUUGAAGCCUGUGCUGGAGCCUGUGCUACAGCAUUACAUGUGCGCUGUCUGCUAGGAUAUGAGUAAUUACACUGCAAAAAAAAAAAAAUGCUUUUUACGUUGAGGUUUAGUCUCGAUUCUAGUCCAAAUAUCUAAAAAUUCUUACAUCAAGAAGCAUUAGACAAGUACUUUCUUGUUUUAAUAAAUAGUGAGUCAAAAUGAAUUGAGUUUUUCCAGAAAUCAAGCUAAGUAAAUCUGGGAGGGCAAAAUAAUCUUGCUUUUUAUGUUGUUAAAGAUUAAAUAUGUUUUAAAUUGUGCAAAUAAAAUAACUGAUAAAAGUUUAAUAAUAUAAAACAAAUAUAUAAAUAUAUAUUUUUUUUAAUUGAAAAAAAGCUAGACUCUCAAAAACAACCCAGGCUUAUUGCGGAUUUGUACCCAGGUCUACAUUUCUGGGGACACCAGAGGGCGCAAUAUACACAGUUUUUCUUUGCUUUUGUUUUACUUAGUUUCUGGAACUGUUCUUUGCCGCACUCAAACCCCUGUCGACACGGUCAAUUUUGCUCCGCGACCCAAGUCCAUCAGCGUAAGAGAAGAGAUACUGGGUGAACUGUAACACUAGAAAAGCCGUCCAUAUGGAGGUAAGCAGUCAGCAGUAGCGCGAAAAGAACAGAACUGGCAUCAUACCACCCAAUAGCGUUCAUUUUACAGGCAAAAUAGUGAUGUUGAGACCCUGAAGUGCAAGUAUUUCGAAACACUGCACCGAAGCAUGAUCCGAAAAACGUGACUAAGGUGAUCUGAAACACCAGGGGCCUCAUGUAUCAACGCUGAUUUCAUGCCAAAUGUCACGCUCACGUUUGGAUUUACUAACGAUAUAAAGAACGUGAAAAUGUGCGUUGGUUCACGCCAACUUCAUGUCAGGCGUACGUGCAUUUCUUGUGUGUGUUUGUUUUAUUUCCUUUGGCGACUCCUAGAGGCAGUUAUGUUAAAUUGCACACUACAAAGUAUCUUUGAGCCGUGCAAUGCCAGCUGUAUGAAAGGGGAUCAUUCGCAUGUCUAGCAGUUAAAUAAGGUUUCCAUACCAUGCAGUUGACAAGCCAAACAUUAAAGCGCAAUUUGCAGCGAUCGCCGGUUUUCCCAAUGUAAUCGGAGCGAUCGACUGCACACAGUGCUAUAAAGGCGCCAUCUGAAGACGAAUUUGCAAACGUGAAUCGGAAACCUUUCCAUUCAAUAAAUGUGCAAAUAAUAUGCGAUGCACAAAUGCGCUUAACACAAUACACACACUUAUUAAUGAUUCCUACUUGUCUUCCUCGUGAUAAAGAGUAGGCAAAAUCUGAUAUGUGGCGAGGAAAAAAUAAGAUUGAGUUCAUCAGAUGCUGGAUUCGAACCGAGUUCAUGAUUGAUAGUGUCAAAACAUGGUACCAUGCGCUUUACGGGCUACGCCAAUCACACUGCUGAAAAACACUCUUUAGUUAUUUUAUCUCUGUCAAUCAAACGGGAAAACGGCAAAAAUUUACACCUUUACAUCGCACUAUUUCCUUAAUUCCUUCACAGUGCGAUGUUCAGACCCCACUGCGUUAACCAUGUCAGCUAAACUCUCCCACUCUAUAUUUUUUUUCUUUUGUUAUUAAGGACAAACUUGCAAAUAACACCAUUUUUCUCCGGUCUACUUCCAAAAGCAGCACCUCCAAUUCACAUUCUGUUCAAAGUUUCUCUUUUUGCUUGCUUUUGCCGUUGCUUUUUCAUUUGGUUUUGCCAAAGUAGAGUCAUUAGCAUAUUUAUAAGGGGGAGGAGACAGGGAGGGGUUUUGCGCACGUGCGCUCAGUUUCACGUUAAUUCGGAUGUACAAUAAGAAUAUGCGUGGGAUUCUGCAUACACACUGUUUCAUACAUCUGAAUUUUUUACUGUGUACGCACAUUUACAGCUUUGUGCGUACGCAAUGUUUUAGUAUGAAUUCAACACAAGUCUUCGUACAUGAGGCCCCUGGUCACGUGACUAAAGCUAUUCAAAACAUCAAUCAUUUCAUAAGCGUUUUGAGACCUGGCGAAUUUGCAUUUGACUGACAGUGUCGAAAAAAAAAACCUCAUGUAUCCUAGUAGACCGUGCGUGUACACACAGUAACUGUGCUGCAAAUGGCCUGAGUUUGAAUCCUGACUUAAACAAAUACUCUGAAAUUAUGACUUGAUGUAUUUUAGUAAUGUAAAUUUUUUUAUGACCAAAACAAGACAGAUUUAUUCACAAAGUGUUAAUUUGAUUGUCAGAUCAACGUUAAAACAAAACACGUUACAAGAACAGAGCAUUUAAAAACUAACAUCUACAGCUGCAUCACCCUGGAUUCGAACCCAUUAUCUCUGCAUGCUAGUCUGGAACUCUCACCAAUUCACUAAAUCACUUGAAGCUUCAACUCUAAAACGAGGGUUUUAAAACCUCGAUUUGCUAAACUGUUUCUUUGCUGGAGCUGUUUCAGUGCAAUACAUAAAAAGUGACCACUAGGUGUCACUAGAGACAGGUUUUGAAACGUUUCAAAGCUUCGACACAUUUGUUUCGUCUGUUUCAAUGUUUCAAGAAGCCUCGCUUUGCCCACCACUAUGAAAUGGAGCCAGACGUACCUCUGGGUACAUAUUUCACGCUCUCCAGAAAUGUAUACAGGGGUACAUAUCCACAAUGAGCCUACAGUAUGUUGCUAAAACUGUUUGGUUAUUUUAACCCAAUUCUGGGUGUAAUAAGGACCAAACCAGUCACUAGGUUCAUUUUUAAAAUUAAAUUAAUAGGACUAAAUUUAAUCCAGUGUUUUGGUCAGUCCAUAUUUUGCUUUAACUUGGGUUUAAAUGACCCAGCAUUUCCUAAAGUGUCAAAUCUUUGAUGAAACAAAAACUGACAUUCUCUCAUCUCUCAUUUCUUGCCCUCAAGGCUGAUUUAUACCUUUGCGCAGUCACAUAGCCCUCGCCGUGGCUGACGCCGACACUUGCCUCUCAAAAAAUGCGAAGUAAAAUUGGUGUGUCGAGUGUGGCCGGUGCUGAGACCCACAAGGCCGAUGGAGCGAGUAUUUACUAGUGUCCAGUCCUGUGAAGGAGCUCCAGAUGUUUUGCGCUUACCCUAUGAUUAAAGUUGUUGCACGUCCGCCGGUUCCCACCUCUAAAUGAGCGAGUCUGAGCUACGUCUAGCAUUCAGAAAAAACAAAACACCCACCAAGAUACUCGACACAGAGGAAUGUAAAAACCUACUGCCAGCUAGCAUUUCAGAAGUGUUAUUGCAGAGCAACACAAACAGCGCGCAGAAGUAUAAAUGCACAACUACUUGCAAGGCAGGCGCGUGGGCAUACCUGUCAACCCUCCUGUUUUUCCCGGGAUUGUCCCGUUUUUUGCAGUGCUAUCCCACUAUCAUCCCAUAAAAGUAUUUUCCAAAUAAAUAAUCUAAAAUCUAAAUAAAUAAGAGAUUCAUUCGUUGCUCUUUAGUCAGAAUGUGUAGAUUAUACAGUGAAGAAACGGCUAAAGGGAUUUAAUACUUGAUUCUACUUCAUUAUAAUAGCUAUUAAUUUUAAUAAGCUGAACUGUUUGCUUAUGUAUUUGCUGCUAAUGUACACUAUUUAAUUUUUCUUUUGUAAAUAAUAAUAAUAAAACAUGUUACUGACCAUUUAACUGUUUAUUUACAAUGACAACAGCUCCAGAUGAACAUAUUUAGAAAUCCAUAUUUAGUAAGGGGGGUUGGGGUCAGGGAAUCCCUUAUUAUGGUGGGCAUAUCCCUUAUUUUCACAUCCCAAUGUUGACAGGUAUGGCCGUGGGUCAUGCCGAUCACUCGAUGCAGAAGUAUGAACCAGCCUUCACGCUGCCUCGAACCUGAAUCCGUCUCUUUCCUUAUUCAAUUAAACAAAACAGUUGCUGGUCGUUGACUUUCAUGGUACUGAAAAACAAACUAAAAUCAGUGAGUAGAUCAGUGAGUAGUGAACUAUUUUGGACUGUAAUUACAAUAAAAUAUGAAUAUAAAAAUACAAAACACCAAUAAAUGCUAUAAUAGAAUCUCAUUUCUAUAACCAACUCAUCCCUUAAAACCAGGGGCGUAGCAACCAGGGGGGACGGGGGGAUCCGUCCCCCUCACUUUUAGAGACAGACCAUUUAGAAACAGGUGAUUAAUAAUUAUAUACAUAUGAUCUCAUACAGCCGUCCCCCUCACUUUUAAAAUGUCCACUACACCCCUGCUUAAAACUCACUGAAUUAGCCAUAUUAUUUCUGAAAACUCAACAAUAUGUUUUGCUUGUCUGGAAAAAGCUUCUUGAUUUAAGAGUUUUUUUUAGAUAUUUGGACUAAAAACCCAAAAAAUCUAAUUAAGAAAAGCAUUGUUUUGCAGUGUAGACUAAUCCACAUUUACUAAUCUCGUCUUCUUGGGAGAUUCAGCACUAUUAUUUGCCACUAAAAAUGGUGUGACUCAACAAGUGAAUGUGUGGAAACUAAACAGAUGCACUCUUGUUUAAAAGUUUGGGGAUUUUGAUCAAAUGUGAUUGUUUUUCAGAUAAAUCAUUCGUUCAUUUAUUAA